Molecule: messenger RNA, 2395 nt
Organism: Cloeon dipterum
Lineage: Eukaryota; Metazoa; Arthropoda; Insecta; Ephemeroptera; Baetidae
Product: cysteine-rich motor neuron 1 protein-like
Exons: 4
Coding region: 109-975 (288 amino acids)
Biological process (GO): regulation of cell growth; regulation of signal transduction
Cellular component (GO): extracellular region
Molecular function (GO): insulin-like growth factor binding
Source: RefSeq, a predicted model, not a curated record
CGGCGGGUUGCGCGCGCGUCUCGUGCAGGCCGAGAGCUGGCUGCGGCGGCGGGCGGCGAGUCACUUAAGCGCGCGCGGCGGUCGGUGCAAAAGGUGUCCCGAGCGACGAUGCAGCAGCAACAGCGGUGCGGCAUGCGACGACCUUUGGCGGUUCUGGCCGCCCUGGCGCUGGCGGCGCCGGCGGCCACGGCCACGGCCGUGCGCUGCGUGUGCAGCAGCCCGAGCGAGUGCGAGCCCCUAACGGAGGCCGACUGCCCCCGUGGCUCGGCCCUCGUGCUGGACCCGUGCGGAUGCUGCAGGGUCUGCGCCCGUCUAGAGUCCGAACCCUGCGGAGGACCCUACGGUUUCCAUGGCACUUGCGCCAAAGGCCUCGAGUGCGUCGCCGACCACGCAGACCUUCUUGGAACUUGCAGACGGCCCCCGGUGAGCGACAAAGCCGAGUGCGGCACUUUGGCGCGCGAACAGCACGGCUGCAACGUGGUCGAGACGAGCUGCCACUGCGGCAGCGCGGCUGUCUGCCCUGGAGACUCCCCACCCUUCACCUUCGCCACCCACACGGAAUGUGAGAUCAACCUGAAAGCUAUGCUGAAUUUCGUCGACGGAUGCGAGGUGACCGGCCAGCAUUUGGCCAACGGGCAGCACUGGUUCGACGCUGAAAAGUGCAAAAACUGCGUCUGCCACCACGGCCAGCUCGACUGCCUGCCCGUCAAUUGCACCAACUGCUCGGACCUCAGCGCACAAGAGGACAAAUGCUGUCAGUCAUGCAGGGGUGUCACAGCGGCAGCAGUGGUGUCACCGGCCGCGCUCACGAAGCCCAUUGUUGUGGGCGAGAAGGAAAUCCCUGUGGUGGGAGUGACGUUCGCCGGUCUGUUUGUGCUGAUUCCACUGCUCUGGUUCAUCAUCAGGUGCGGCGCCAAGCUACGGACAUACUCGCCAGUGACGCUGUCCGACCCGGACAGCUUGGACCCGGUUUGAGAAUGAAACUGACACGACGCACAAGCAGAAGAAGAAGAACCCCGCUGUGAUAACUUUUCUUGUAUAAUUAGCGUAACGCAAACAAACACACAAUAAAACACGCGCGCUCGCAUUUCGACCCCUGACAGCACAAAAAAGAGAAAGAAGAAAGAAUAAAGGAGUGAAGGGUAAAAGAAGUGUUUGUAGGGCAGAGAGCUGAGUUUAUUUUUACAAAAUAUAACACGCAUCAGCACGCGCGCUUCAUUUGGGACUAAUAAAGUGGAAAUCUGGGGAGCAGGAGUAGAGGGGAGUAUUUUGGUAGAAGUGUUGUCGAUUUUUGUGUGUAAACCGGCACAAAAAUAGAGCUAGUAGAAUGAAAAAUGUGGGCCAUUCUCAGUUUUUCGUGUUUUAUCUGCUUGUUGUGACUAUUAUCUUAUAAUUUUUCUUUCAAUUAUUUAGUAGAGUCAGAAUUUCGAAGAAAUACUUAUUAAUUUUUAGUAGUUUUAGGAUGAAAAUGAAGCUAAAUUUUUGUUUUCUAUGCCGAGAACAAGAUGUUGUCACCAAUCAUUUGUAAUGUUUCAGAAAAUCAAUCAAAGAUAAAAAUCAGUCCAACUGAUCGCGGUAAAAAUGUUGCAAAUAAUAAUCUUUUGAAGUUUUUCUCUUUGGGUAAAAUAUUUAUAUUUUUGCAUGUGGCACGUGUUUUAAAGGAUACGUGUGCCGAUAUUGAAUCGUCCUCCGCGUAAGCAAACAAACGCAAGAUAGAGAGAAUAGAGAGUGGCCACUACAUUGUGACAUCAUCACUGCUCAUGGGGGCAGAGAAAACAAUAUUUUACUUUUUAAAAUGAUUGCUUGGCUGAUGGUAUAACAUUUAUUUUGAUUCGAUUUCAAAACAAACAAUUAGCAAUGAUUAUCAAUCAGGGGCGUGCCCUGACCAUCAGCGAUCCUAACAAUGACGACGUCACAAGGUCCAGCCAUUGACGGCUUGUGUGGCAGCCGUUUCCAAGGAACUAUAUCUUCAUUGAUUUUUUUUUAAAAAAUAUUUUUUAUAAACGUCCAUGUCCUUCAGCCUGAAAUCAGGACCAAAUCUUGCAAAUGAACGGUGGCGUCAUCUAUCAAGGUUAUAAUAAUUGUUAACCACGUUUGUCUUUAUUUUAUUAAGCGGCUAUCCUAUGUUUCCACGUUACAAAAACUGAAUUGCACAAAAUGUUUCUGGAAUCUAAAUCAAAUUAACUCGUGUGGUUGGUAUAGAAGUACGAUGUAUAUCAUUGUGUAUAAUAUGAAAUUUGUAAAUCCAGCUGUAAAAUAUGUAUACAUACCCGCGGUAUAACAAUAUGCAUAAAUAAUAAAACGUUGUGUAAAUACCAUGAAUGUAUCCCAGCGCGAAAUAAAGUUUUGGCAAGUGUAACAAAAGAGAAAUGAAAGGCUUGCUGCAUAUAAUGUA